Messenger RNA from Astyanax mexicanus (Mexican tetra), 7648 nucleotides. It is a transcript of the gene itga1, whose product is annotated as integrin, alpha 1. Gene Ontology annotation, molecular function: integrin binding. The record is from RefSeq and is a predicted model, not a curated record. Gene Ontology annotation, cellular component: integrin complex; external side of plasma membrane. NCBI's taxonomy places the organism in Eukaryota, Metazoa, Chordata, Actinopteri, Characiformes, Acestrorhamphidae. Gene Ontology annotation, biological process: cell-cell adhesion; cell adhesion mediated by integrin; integrin-mediated signaling pathway. The transcript is spliced from 30 exons. The coding region runs from base 57 to 3578 and encodes 1173 amino acids.
UCGAGAGUGAGGAGUAUUAGCUCGAGCAGCGCUGGAGAGCUCCGGUUCUGGGCAGGAUGUUGCAGUGGUUCUCCGCCGCGGCUCUGAUCGUGCUGCUGCCAUGUCUGUCGUUCUUCAACGUGGACGAGAAGAACGGGAUGUCCUUCAGCGGCCCGGUGGAGGACAUGUUCGGCUACACCGUGCAGCAGUUCGAGAACAGUGAAGGAAAAUGGGUUCUGAUUGGUUCUCCACUGAAGGGUCAGCCGGCCAAGCGGACGGGAGAUGUCUACAAGUGUCCCGUAGGUCACGGACCUUCUUCAGAGUGUAUAAAAUUAGACCUGCCUGAGCAAACAACAAUCCCAAAUAUACAUGAAGUGAAAGAAAAUAUGACCAUGGGAACGACGCUGGUGGCUAAUCCUGAUGGGAACGGAUUCCUGGCCUGUGGUCCUCAGUAUGGGUAUAUGUGUGGGAGUCAGCAGUACAUCACUGGUAUCUGCUCCAACGUCAGCUCAUCCUUCAAAGUGCUCAACUCCAUCGCCCCCACUGUUCAAGAGUGCCAGCAGGACAUGGACAUUGUCAUCGUUUUGGACGGAUCCAAUAGUAUCUACCCAUGGGAUGACAUUACAAAGUUUCUGAAGAAGUUUCUGGCGCAGAUCAACAUCGGCCCGGCGAGGGUGGGCAUCGUAUCAUACGGAGAUGACGUCGGUCACGUGUUCAACCUCAGCCAGUUCACCACCACCCAGGAUCUGGUUGCAAAUGCUGAAAAAAUCCCCCAGAGAACCGGCCAUAAAACCAUGACCGCUCUGGGCAUCGACACGGCGCGGAAGGAGGCGUUCACACCAGAGCGUGGAGCUCGGCCCGGGGUCAAGAAGGUCAUGGUGAUCGUCACCGAUGGAGAGUCACAUGACAACCAUAAUCUGAGUAAAGUUGUUAAAGCCUGUGAAGACGACGGGAUCGAGAGAUUCUCUAUCGCUGUGCUUGGUGAUUACAACCGCCAAAAUAAAAGUCUUGAUCAGGUGAAACAUUUUAUUGAUGAAAUCGAGUUAAUCGCGAGUGAGAAAAAGGAGGAUCACUUCUUCAAUGUGUCGGACGAGGCGGCGCUGAUCAACAUUGUAGACGCUCUGGGGAGCAAGAUCUUCGCUUUGGAGGCUACAUCUGGAAACCACACCUCCUCAUUCGAGAUGGAGAUGUCUCAGUCCGGCUUUAGCGUUCACACGUCUAGAGCGGGUGUGAUGCUGGGAGCGGUCGGGGCUUAUGACUGGAACGGCACUGUGGUCAUGCAGUCGGGAAACAGCUUUAAAGUGCCCAAAAAAAACACCUUCCACGACCCGCUGGUGCAGAAAUACGAGGGCAUGGCGGGAUACGUAGGUUAUGACGUGCAGUCGGCGUACACUCAGGCCGGGGUGUUCUACAUCGCCGGAGCUCCGAGGUUCAACCACACGGGCCGGGUCAGCAUCUACCGCUACGACGGGGAGAACAUCACCAUCACCCAACACCUGAGAGGAGAACAGAUUGGCUCGUACUUCGGCAGCAUUCUCCAGACCCUGGAUGUUAAUAAAGAUUCCUACACGGACAUUCUGCUGGUCGGCGCUCCGAUGUUUAUGGGUCCGGAAAGAGACGAGCAGGGCCAGGUCUACGUCUACAAGAUCAGUAAAGACGGUGUGUUUGAGCAUGAGAUGACCCUGCGGCCGGUAAAUCAGAGCUGCAGCAGCAGGAAUAAGAACGAGCCGUGCGGAGCGAGAUUCGGCACCGCCAUCGCCGCCGUCCCCGACCUCAACCUGGACGGCUUUAACGACGUGGUGAUCGGAUCACCGCUGGAGAACGACCACCGGGGGGCGGUGUACAUCUACCACGGCCACAAGAACUCCAUACGCGAGAAAUACGUCCAGAGAAUAGCAGCUGGAGGCGAUGGUGAUAAGAUGAAGUUUUUCGGUCAGUCCAUCCACGGAAUCAUGGACCUGAAUGACGACGGCAUCAUCGACGUGACCAUAGGAGGAAUAGGAGGAGCCGCACUUUACUGGUCACGAGACGUAGCGGAGCUCCAUGCAGAGAUGACCUUCGACCUGAACAAGAUCAACUUGCAGCAGCCGACGUGUAACAUCCAGGGACGGGACACGGUGUGUGUGAACGCGAAAGUGUGUUUCACCUACAAAAUCAAAUCGGAGAAAGAGACGAGCACGAGGACCGACAUCCGGUACAGUCUGACGCUGGACUCGUUGCGUGCGAUUGCCAGGGGGCGGUUCAGAGACACGGACGACAGAAAGAUCCAGAGGAACACCAUCAUCUCGCACCACCUGUGCACCAACCACUCCUUCUACAUGUCGGAGAAGCUGGACUUCAGGGAUCCGCUGAUGGUGUCUCUUGACUUUGGUUUGGCGAAUGAAGACAGUGGACCAGUUCUGGAUGGAGAUUUACCAACAUCACUAAACAAAACGAUUGCAUUGGUGGACUGUGGGAAUAACAACAAGUGCAUCGCUGACCUGCAGUUGAAAGCAGAGGCCAACAUCAGCAGGCUCCUCAUUAAGGCUAGUCAGGAGAAGUUCCAGGUCAGUAUAAACAUUAAGAACAGUGGAGAUAACGCCUACAACACCAGGGUCAUCCUGAGCACCACCGAAAACAUCAACUACGUCAAGGUGGAGCCUAAAGAUAAGGACUGUGAGCUCAAUAAUACGCGGGUGGUGUGUGCAGUGGGAUACCCCUUCCUCAAAACCAACGCAGUGGAAGAGCUGCAGAUCCUGUUUGAGGUGAAUCUGUUAAGCGUUAAGAAGGACAUCGUUAUUAACGUGACGGUAACGAGUGACAGUGAAGAAGCUCUCGAUAAACUGAAGGACAACUUCGUUCACAUCUCCAUCCCUGUGAAGUACCAGGUCAGCCUAAAGUUCACCGCGAUGAAACACAUGAAAGAGGAUCACAUCAUCAUAAAGGAAGGAGAAAAAUGGCCGGAUGUUUUUAACAACACCAGUGUGAUCGGGGAGGAGAUGAACGUUAGCUAUACAAUUGAGAAAGAUUCGGAGCUGGAGAGUCCUCCUCUGCAGCUGAACAUCACCUUCCCCUACAAAACACCUGCACAGAACUUCCUGCUGUACCUCACCCGGAUCUCCUCCACACCUACGAUCCACUGCCAGACUGAUUUGGUCGACCCUCUGAAAAUCAAGCCCUCACACAUCCACACCACUAAACCUAAAACAGAGACCCUCAGCAACUACCUGCUGAGCUGUAAGGAGGAGGCCAGUCCCUGCAAAUGGUUUGUGUGUAAAAUCCCUCCAGCUAAAUUCAACCAGAUCAACGCCACCUUCAGAGUGUGGAUGCCAACCUUCAUCAAAGCCGAGUUCUCUGAUAAAAGUCUGGAUCUGAUAGUAGAAGCGAAGCUGCAGAAUAGAGACACAGCGCUGUUCCAGCUCAGCCAGCGAGAUGAAGUCAGAGAGGUGAAGGUACAGGUGUCUAAAGAGGCUCGGGGGGGAAUCCCGCUGUGGAUCAUCAUAUUGAGUAUUUUAAUAGGAUUAUUAAUACUGGCUCUGGUUAUCUUCGCUCUGUGGAAGGCCGGCUUCUUCAAGAGAAAAUCAGUGGAAGAUAUGAAGGAGGAGAUGAAAGACGAGUAAAGGCUUCAAUCAGAAGCCGAACUUCUCCUCAGGUCAUUCCCUCACCUUUCCACAUCCUGCAGAGGCCAUAGACUUCAGAGUUUAACAGCAUCACCACAGACCAGCAGCGCCAAAAGAUAAGCCCAGAGAUCUGCAUCGGGAAUAUCUCACAACCCAGAGAGUCUUCAGGAAACUUCUGGAAUAUAAUGUUGUUUAUCUGUCAAUCCAAAGAGUCUGGAUCUUCAGGAACAUUCCUGAAGCAAAGCUCAGACCAAAGAAUCAGCAGCUGAUGUUGACUGGUUAGUCUUUCUUCAUGUUGUUUCUAGUCUUAAAAAGUGUCAGGACGAUUUUCUAACCAUGAAAUGCCUUUAAAAUGAAAAAAAAAAACAUGAAAUGCCUUUAAAAUAUAAAAAAAUCAUGAUACAGGGGUUGGACAAUGAAACUUAAUUUAUUGUGGUGACGGACAGUUCUGGUGGAAACAGGAGAGUUGAGGUGCACAUUGAAUUCUGCGGUGAUUUGAUCAGCCGUGGUUUUAUGUUUUUUGGAUACAAUCCAGGUUAGCACCCAAACAUCCCUUUCAGACAGCUUCCUCUUACAGCGUCCACAGUUAAUCCUGUUGGAUGUGGUUGGUCCUUCUUGGUGGUAUGCUCACAUUAUCCUGGAUACCGUGGCUCUUGAUGCAUCACAAAGACUUGCUGUCUUGGUCACAGAUGCGCCAGCAAGACGUGCACCAACAAUCACCCAUAAUGUUGUGUGCAUUGCAAUAUUUUGAGCAGAACUGUACUCUUACCCUGCUAAUUGAACCUUCACACUCUGCUCUUACUGGUGCAAUGUGUAAUUAAUGAAGAUUAAUCACCAGGCUGCUCCAAUUUAGCCAUGAAACCUCCCACACUAAAAUGACAGGUGUUUCAGUUUCAUUGUUCAACCCCUGUAUAUGUCCAGCUUCAGUUAAAUGAUAAAGAGUAGGGAUGCACUGAUCCAGCAGUUUCAGUUCCAAUUCAGUUCUUCCUCUGAUUCAUUUUUCAAGAUUAGAUACCAAACCCAGGUGAUUUAGGUAAAAAAAAUACUUAUAUCCAAUCCAAACAUCAGAUCUGUGCAUCCCUAUUUUAAAGCCCUAUCUGGACGGAAUUAGUGUCUCAGGGGGGCGUCUGUGAAAAAAAAAAAAUCACACUUCUACUUAGUGAUAAAACUCCUGCGUCCAGACUGCAAUUGAAAAAAAAAAAAAACUCAAGGACCAGUGAUUUUUUUUCUCAGGCUUUCUCAGUCACAUGACAUCGCGUUCAGUAGCUCCUCCAUUUCCAUUCGCUGUUGUGUUUUUACAUGGAUCUCCGUGUAAUUACGGUGCGUGGCAAUGAAUAAAUAGCUAUUUUAUUAAACACGAGGAGACGAAACUCAGAGAUGUGAGUCUGGACGGGACUAAAAUUCCUGGAAGACCACAAAAAAUGAGUUCAGCGAAAAACAGUAGAUAGUUCAGCCUGUAAUUUUCUUAUAGGUAGUCUAAGAAAAACACGCUCAUGGUCGUUCCAGACGGAAAUAAAAUCACAGAGGAUAAAAAAAAAACACAAAAGAGACAAUUACCCCAGAACCCCCUGAGACACUAAUCCCGUCCAGAUAAGGAUUAAGAUAAAUUUGUUUAGACAUGAAAUAGACAUGGAAUAUCUCACCAAGAGUCUGAAGAUCUUGAGAUUUUCACACAGCAGCUUCUUCUUCAGCGCUUUAUGGCCAUUCAAUCACAACCAUGCCAUAUUUGAAGUUUUUUAAUGAAGUUUUUAAACAUUUUCUUAAGUUUUCCUUGUUUUUUAAACCACUGUAAAUGUAUUUUUUUUAAAUGAGUAUUUUACGAUUUGUUAAUGACUGUUGUGGCACAUUCCUCUGCUCGUACGAAGCAUUUUGACACUGUCAUUUUUCACGCAGAAUUCGUUGAUAGAUUGUACUGUAAAUGUAUAUAGAGCUCAGAGUGUAUAUAGAGUGAUGUUUGCAAUAAUGCUUGUAAUGUAAUUUAAUGACAUUGUCAAACACAGACCCCUGAAUACUGUCUUAAGAGAAAAAAAAAAAGAAAACUAUCACAAUCUUACUCAGGAGGAUCAACUCAGAUAUGCCAACUUUGGGCGUUUUCACACCUGCACUUUUUAGUUUGGGUCAGAUUCUGGUUCAUUUCUAAUGCAAUUCGUUUGGGCAAACCCAAACCAGACCAGACCAAAUUACACCAAAUCACACUCAGCAAAAUCCAACCUAAACCAAACGUAACCAAAGUAAACCCAGCCCACACCAAACCCUAUAAAACUUAAACCAACCCACACUAAGUCCAAUUAAAUUAAACUUAAACCAGUUGUAACUAAAGUAAACCCAACCCAAUCAAACUUAACCCGAUCUACACCAAACCCAAUCAAAUUAAACUUAACUUAAACCAAUCGUAACCAAAGUAAACCCAACCGAAUAAAACUUAUCCCAAUCCACACCAAAUCCAAAUAAACUCAACCCAAAACAACCGUACCCAAAGUAAACUUAACCCAACCAAACCCAAACCACACCAAGCCAAACUCAACCCAACAAAACCAAACCCAAUCAUAACCAAAGUAAACCCAACUCAACCAAACUUAAUCCAAUCCACACCAACCCAAUCAAAUUAAACUCAACCCAAAACAGCUGUGACCAAAAUAAAUUCAACCUAAUCAAACCCAAUCAAACUAAACUCAACCUAAACCCGACCGGAACAGACCAAGUUACAAAAAACAAACACACCUAGCUAACCUCAACCAAGACCAAACUAAACCCAAACCAACUCAAUCAGACUAAACUCAACCCAAACCAAUCAUAACCAAAAUAAACCCAACCAAUCAACACCAAGCCAAACUCAACCUUACCUACACCAGACCCAAACCACACGAAGCUAAACCCAACCAGGACUAAACUAAACUUAAACCAAUCCACACCAAGCUAAACCCAAACCAAAAAAACACACAAACAAACAAACCCAAAAUAAACCAAAUAAAACCCAACCAAAUUAACCCCACCUACAAACUAAACCUAACCAAACUAAACCCGAGAUAUUAGGACCAGAGCAAACAAAUGAGUUAUAGAACGUGUUUAAAGGAAUGAAAAACAGUUUCACAUAUCAUUUUUCAUAUUUCAUUUCCAUUUAAAUAUAAGGUCCUCACCUUUUAAGCUUUUUAAUUUUUUUGAUUUUUCAUUAAUCGAGUCACAUUAGCGGUGGCAGCAGCUAUACUGUGGAAUUAUUUUGAGUUUUUUGGGUAAUUUUCUCAAUUCUCUUUAAAUUUCUCUUGGGUUUAUUAAAAAAUGUAGGACAUAACUAAUGAUUUAAUUGGGUAAUGCAGGAUAAAAUACACUAUAUGCCCAAAAGUAAAUAUUAAAGAACAGGGUAAGAAGGAGGAAAAUAAUACUGUAUACAGAGAAACAGAUACAGAUCUACAGUCUGUAAUUAUUACACAGUAGAUCUACACAGUGCUUCUGUGUGAUCAGUGGAUCUGAUAUGAUGAAUAAUGGGUGCGGGAAGGAGGAGAUGGUCAUAAUGUUUUGAUCUGAGUGUGUAAAGCAGAUAAAGAGUUGAAUGCAGUGUGUUUUUGUGAGUUUGACGGGUUUGUUCUGGUAUGGCUGUGGUUUAUCUGAGAGUUUUAUGUGAAAUUGAGUUUUUAUCUGAUUUGUCUGGACGGAGCCGGACGCUCAGACUGGUAAUGCUGUUUGUCUUGAUCAAACAUCUGAGUGGGAAUUUAUACAGGGUUUAAAAUGCGGCGUAAUGUUUAUGUUUGAGAAAUGUAAAUGAAUUAUCUGCAUCUCUCACCUGUAAAUUUAACCUGGUUUAUGGUUUUAAAGUUAUUUUUACACCGAGGGAGAGAAUGAUUAUAAGUAAGCCAGCAGGGUACGGCCAUCACAAAACAUUACUGCAUUAUUUCUUGACAAUUACGUAUAAUUAAUCAAAUGUUCUCUUUUUUUUUUUUUGCAAAAGAAGUAGUAUGGUGAGAUUAUACUGUAUUACUGUAUGUAAGAUUCCCCAGCCGACAUCAGCACUGCACUCCUGCCUUCACGUGUAUCAUCAUGUAUUAAAAUUGUUUGUUUAAAAUGACAAAAAAAAA